GCCGGAAAUCUGGUUUCGCGAGGGCUGGAUGCUUCGGUCGCCGCACAUCAUCUCCGAGCUGUCGCUGCGGCGCCCGCAAGGGGAGGAGUCGGACAAGGCCGUGGACGCUGUCACACUCGAGGUUGGGCUCAGAAUGCUGGGAGAGUUGAUGGACAUGCGCUUGGCAAACGUAAGUGCCACUGGUACGUCUUGGAAGGCAGCCAUAGGACCCUCGGGCUUUGCACUCCGGCUCGGCAGCUAUGCAUCGAAUGCCGCAAGUUCUUUUGAGCAG
Messenger RNA from Symbiodinium sp. CCMP2456, 271 nucleotides. NCBI's taxonomy places the organism in Eukaryota, Dinophyceae, Suessiales, Symbiodiniaceae. The record is from the annotation of a GenBank genome assembly.